Messenger RNA from Sinocyclocheilus grahami, 1286 nucleotides. RefSeq names its product dolichyl-diphosphooligosaccharide--protein glycosyltransferase 48 kDa subunit-like. The transcript has 7 exons. Lineage: Eukaryota; Metazoa; Chordata; Actinopteri; Cypriniformes; Cyprinidae. The coding region runs from base 51 to 851 and encodes 266 amino acids. The record is from RefSeq and is a predicted model, not a curated record. Gene Ontology annotation, cellular component: oligosaccharyltransferase complex; endoplasmic reticulum membrane.
GGUCAGAGUUCACAUCCGCGUUAGCGCUGACGUUGUCCAACAGGAGGAAAAUGGCGAUGGGUUGCUUGUCAGUGAGGGACACUGCUGCAACAUUCACCUGCAAAAGGCGAGGUGCUACAAUGGUCCCAACGUCGGCUGGUGGGUUCAGCAGAAGCGCUCUGUUUGUUUUAUCCGUGGCGUUAAUGUUGCAGGCAGUUUUAGGAGACGGAAAGACUCUCGUUCUGCUGGACAAUCCCAACAUCAGAGACACUCAUUCAAUCUUCUUCCGCAGUUUAGCAGAUCGUGGGUUUGACGUUACCUUCAAGACUGCUGAUGAUCCUGGUCUCUCUCUGAUCAAGUAUGGCCAGUUCCUCUAUGAUCAUCUCAUCAUUUUCUCUCCAUCAGUGGAAGAUUUUGGGGGCAACAUCAGUGUAGAGACCAUUACAGCCUUCAUUGAUGGUGGAGGCAAUGUUCUCGUUGCUGCCAGCUCUGAUAUUGGUGAUCCUCUGAGAGAGCUAGGCAGUGAAUGUGGGAUUGAAUUUGAUGAGGAGAAAACUGCUGUUAUUGAUCACCAUAACUAUGACGUUUCUGAUCCUGGUGAGGCCAAAAAGAUGAGUGGAAAAUACAGUGUACAGUUCAAGCUUCCAGAUGUGUAUGGAGUUUUCCAGUUCAAAGUUGACUACAACAGACUUGGCUACACACACCUGUACUCUUCAACCCAGGUUUCUGUCCGCCCCUUGCAGCAUACCCAAUAUGAGCGCUUCAUCCCCUCUGCCUUUCCAUAUUAUGCCAGUGCCUUCUCUAUGAUGGCAGGACUCUUUGUUUUCAGUGUGGUCUUUCUACAUAUGAGAGAAAAAGAGAAGUCUGAUUAAAAUGAGAAUCAGUGAGGAGCAGUGCAAGAAAAUGUAAAAACAAAAAUGGUCUUCAGACCUCUGGCAGUCAUGAAUAGAGAUCUGAAAUAUGUUGGUAUUGUCUUGUUUUGGUGAGUUGGAGAUUGUGCCAUUACAACAAAAAGCAACGUUUGUAAAAAAAAAUUUAUUUGAAGGGGGUGUUGGUUAGUCUAACAAGAUAUGUUUUUGUUUUCUGGUUUGCCAACUGGUAAUUUAAAGUGAUUUGGAGCACACGUCAUGUUUUAUUUGUUCAAAAGGCAACUUGAAUUGGUUUUAUGAUACAACAUGCACUGAUGGUUUAGCUCUUGCUAUGAAAAUUUUUGUUUUGAAAUCUACCAUUUGUAAAAAGAGGAAUGGAUUCUCAAAAUGUGGUUGAAAUACCUGAAUUCAGUAAAGUUUUAACGUUCCACCACUAAA